AAAAUUCUUAAAAAUAAUCAUCCAAGUAUUGCUAAAACAUAUAACAACAUUGCAAGUGUCUAUAGCGAUCAAGGCAAGUAUGAUGACGCUCUAUCAAUGUAUAACAAGUCACUCAAGAUUAAACUGACACAACUUGGCGACAAUCAUCCAAGUAUUGCUGAUACAUAUAACAACAUUGCAAGUGUCUAUGAUAAUCAAGGCAAGUAUGAUGACGCUCUAUCAAUGUAUAACAAGUCACUCAAGAUUGAUUUGACACAACUUGGCGACAAUCAUCCAAGUAUUGCUACAACAUUUCGCAACAUUGCAAGUGUCUAUAAAGAUCAAGGCAAGUAUGAUGACGCUUUAUCAAUGCUUUUGUAA
Molecule: messenger RNA, 360 nt
Organism: Trichoplax adhaerens
Lineage: Eukaryota; Metazoa; Placozoa; Uniplacotomia; Trichoplacea; Trichoplacidae
Exons: 1
Cellular component (GO): kinesin complex
Molecular function (GO): protein binding
Source: RefSeq, a predicted model, not a curated record